CUCAAUAUUUUACCAUCUUCACUGCUUAAGCAUGCCUCCUCCUCCUGUUGCUGUUUACAGAUCGGAUGAUUUCUUAGCCCGUACUGCUUUUUUCCUGAGAUUUCCUGUAGCUGCUUUGACUGAAGAACUUGAAAACCGAACUCCCAGUGAACAACGAACUUUGAUUGGUGAGACGCUCUACCCUUUGGUGGAAUUACUCCAGCCAUUGUUUGCACCAAAAAUCACAGGAAUGCUUCUUGAACUACCCCGAACCCAAAUCUUUCGGUGCAUAGAAUCACCAGAAGUCCUCAAAGAGAAGGUUAAUGAGGCAAUUGAUGUUUUAGUGGACUGGUAUCCCCAACAGAUGAAGCUAAACGAGCAAGAAGCUAAGGAGUUUCGAGCAGCCAUGCUCUUAUCUAAGCUUUGAUGUGAUUUUGCUUGGUUUAAUUAUGUUUGAUGUUGCAUUUUGAUUCUGAAUAAAAAGCUUAAGAUUCUAUCAUUAUUGGUAAUGUACUCAAUGUUCUAAUGA
Molecule: messenger RNA, 508 nt
Organism: Brassica oleracea var. oleracea
Lineage: Eukaryota; Viridiplantae; Streptophyta; Magnoliopsida; Brassicales; Brassicaceae
Product: maternally expressed PAB C-terminal protein-like
Exons: 2
Coding region: 32-406 (124 amino acids)
Biological process (GO): DNA damage response; regulation of double-strand break repair; protein polyubiquitination
Cellular component (GO): nucleus
Molecular function (GO): RNA binding
Source: RefSeq, a predicted model, not a curated record